Dovyalis caffra is the source of this 3654-nucleotide messenger RNA. Lineage: Eukaryota; Viridiplantae; Streptophyta; Magnoliopsida; Malpighiales; Salicaceae. The record is from the annotation of a GenBank genome assembly.
AUGGCUGCUACCAACAAGAAGAGUAAAACUGGAUCAAUACGAUCGAUUUUCAUGCAUGCAGACAGGCUAGAUUGGUUGUUGAUGGUUCUCGGGUUAUUUGGAUCCAUUGGUGAAGGGUUCUCUACCCCCUUUGUUUUUCUUGUGGCUAGCAAAUUGAUGAACAAUCUUGCCGGUUCAGAUUCUGCUACAGAUGCCUUCUCUGACAACAUCAAUAAGAAUGCAUUGGCGCUCUGUUACCUGGCUUGUGGACAAUGUCUUGUUUGUUUCAUAGAGGGAUAUUGUUGGACAAGAACAGGUGAAAGACAAGCUACAAGAAUGCGAUCAAGAUAUUUGAAAGCAGUGUUAAGGCAAGAAGUGAGCUACUUCGAUUUGCAUGUAACAAGUACAGCCGAAGUCAUCACUGGUGUCUCUAAUGACAGCUUUGUAAUCCAAGACGUUUUAAGUGAAAAGGUGCCAAACUUUUUGAUGAAUGCUGCCACAUUUGUUGGGUGCUAUGUAGUGGCGUUUUUAAUGCUAUGGAGACUAGCAAUUGUAGUGUUGCCAUUUAUACUGCUCUUGGUGAUUCCUGGUGUAAUAUAUGGAAAGAUUCUGAUGGGAUUAUCAAGAAAGAUGAAACAAGAGUAUAGUAAGGCAGAAACAAUAGCGGAGCAGGCAAUAUCUUCGGUGAGGACAAUCUAUGCCUUUGUUGGUGAAAGCAAAGCCACAGCUGCAUAUUCUGCAGCUCUACAAUUGCCAGUGAAGUUGGGGUUGAGGCAGGGUUUGGCUAAGGGGUUGGCUGUUGGCAGCAAUGGUGUUGUUUUCGCUGUUUGGUCAUUCAUGUCUUACUAUGGUAGCAGAAUGGUCAUGUACAAUGGUUCUCAAGGGGGGACUAUUUUCAAUGUUGGCGCCUGUGUUACGGUGGGGGGCCUAGCACUUGGAGCUGGUUUAUCCAAUAUGAAGUACUUCGCAGAUGCAUUUUCUGCUGGAGAACGUAUUAUGGAAGUGAUAAGAAGAGUCCCCAAAAUAGACCUAGAAAACAUGGAAGGUGAAAUUUUGGAUAAUGUUAGAGGGGAAGUCGAAUUCAGACAAGUAAAAUUUGCGUACCCGUCAAGGCCAGAAAGCAUUAUUUUUGAAGGUUUUUGCCUACAAAUCCCAGCAGGGAAAAGUGUGGCCUUGGUUGGUGGUAGUGGGUCAGGCAAAUCAACAGUGAUAGCAUUAUUACAAAGAUUUUAUGACCCACUUGGCGGAGAAAUACUUCUUGAUGGAAUUGCUGUUGAUAAGUUGCAACUCAAGUGGCUAAGGUCACAAAUAGGUUUGGUGAGCCAGGAGCCUGCACUAUUUGCAACAACAAUUAAGGAGAACAUACUUUUCGGCAAAGAAAAUGCAACGAUGGACGAAGUUGUUGAAGCUGCCCAAGCUUCUAAUGCUCAUAAUUUCAUUUGCCAGUUACCUCAAGGGUACUCUACCCAGGUUGGUGAGAGAGGUACUCAAAUGUCAGGAGGGCAAAAGCAAAGAAUUGCUAUUGCACGAGCAGUAAUCAAAUCACCUAGAAUCCUCCUCCUCGACGAGGCUACAAGUGCAUUAGACUCAGAAUCCGAACGUAUUGUCCAAGAAGCCCUAGACAAAGCAUCCCUAGGGCGAACCACGAUCAUCAUUGCUCACCGACUCUCCACCAUUCGUAAUGCAGAUGUCAUUGCUGUGGUCCAAAAUGGUCAGGUCAUGGAAAUUGGGUCUCACAAUGAAUUAAUCGAAAAUGAGUGUGGUAUAUACGCCUCCCUAGUUCGUCUUCAACAAACACAAACCGAAAAACCUAAAGAAAAUGUCACUACAACUUCAGUGUCCUCACCAGUUAUCACAGUAAUGAACACUACUAAAACUAGUGGUCGAAGAUUAUCACUAGGGCAGAGAUCACGUUCUGCCAAUUCGGUAGCACCAACUCAAGUUUCAAUCAGUACUGAAGAAAAUGUAGUGAUGGAAGAGCAAAAAUUUUCGGCACCAUCAUUUCCAAGAUUGUUGGCACUGAACUUACCAGAAUGGAAGCAGGCAAGCUUUGGAUGUAUAGGUGCAAUUUUAUUUGGUGGCGUUCAACCAGUAUAUGCAUUUGCAUUAGGGUCAAUGAUAUCCGUGUUCUUUUUGAAAGAUCACAACGAGAUUAUGGAGAAGAUAAAGAUUUAUUCUUUUUUCUUUUUGGGGUUGACAUUUUUCUCGUUGAUCAUUAACGUGAUUCAGCAUUAUAGUUUUGCAUACAUGGGUGAGCAUUUGACGAAGAGGAUUAGAGAGAGGAUGCUUUCAAAGAUUCUCACUUUUGAAGUUGGGUGGUUUGACCAAGAUGAGAACUCAAGUGGUUCAAUUUGCUCAAGACUCACCAAGGAUGCUAAUGUGGUGAGAUCACUAGUGGGUGAUCGAGUGGCUCUUGUUGUUCAAACAAUCUCAGCAGUAACCAUAGCGUGGACCAUGGGUUUGGUAAUUGCUUGGAGGCUUGCCAUUGUGAUGAUAGCAGUCCAACCCCUCAUAAUUGCCUGUUACUAUACCCGUCGUGUUCUACUCAAAAGUAUGUCCAGAAGGGCUAUCAAAGCCCAAGACGAAAGCAGCAAGCUUGCUGCAGAGGCUGUUUCCAACCUACGAACCAUCACUGCCUUCUCUUCCCAAGAACGAAUCCUGAAAAUGCUCGAGAACGUCCAAGAAGGUCCACAUAGAGAGAACAUUCGGCAAUCAUUGCUUGCAGGUAUUGGGCUUAGCACUUCUCAAAGCCUAAUGUCAUGCACUUUGGCUCUGGACUAUUGGUAUGGCGGCAAACUCAUUGCUCAAGGCUACAUUACCGCAAAAGCAAUGUUCGAGACCUUCUUGAUCUUGGUAAGCACUGGUCGUGUCAUAGCUGAUGCUGGAAGCAUGACAAUGGACUUAUCCAAGGGUUCAGACUCUAUUCAGUCGGUCUUCGCUGUGCUGGAUCGACACACAAAAAUUGAACCUGAAGACCUUGAAGGUUACCAGCCAGAAAAAAUCACGGGCCAUGUAGAGCUUCAAAACGUGGAUUUUGCAUACCCAGCUAGGCCUAAUGUGAUGAUCUUCCAAGGUUUCUCAAUCAACAUCGAAGCAGGGAAAUCAACAGCAUUGGUGGGACAAAGUGGAUCAGGAAAAUCAACCAUCAUAGGAUUAAUUGAGAGAUUUUAUGAUCCACUGAGGGGGACAGUAAAAAUAGACGGUAGAGAUAUCAAGUCAUAUAACCUAAGGUCACUAAGGAAGUGCAUUGCUCUAGUUAGUCAAGAACCCACAUUAUUUGCUAGCACCAUUAAGGAAAACAUCAUAAGAAGGAUACGACACAUUUUGCGGAGAGAGGGGAGUGCAGCUAUCAGGGGGCAGAAACAACGCAUCGCAAUAGCUCGUGCCAUACUGAAAAAUCCAGCAGUGUUGUUGCUAGACGAGGCAACUAGUGCACUUGAUAGUCAGUCGGAGAAGGUAGUGCAGGAAGCAGUAGAGCAUGUAAUGGUGGGGAGGACAAGUGUGGUGGUGGCACAUAGGUUGAGUACCAUACAAAGUUGUGAUCUCAUUGCAGUUUUAGACAAAGGGAAGUUGGUGGAAAAGGGGACUCACUCCUUUUUGUUGGCCAAGGGAAAUACUGGAGCGUACUAUUCAUUGGUUAGUCUCCAAAGCAGACCACACAACACCUCAUCAUAA